Paraglomus brasilianum is the source of this 180-nucleotide messenger RNA. The record is from the annotation of a GenBank genome assembly. NCBI's taxonomy places the organism in Eukaryota, Fungi, Glomeromycota, Glomeromycetes, Paraglomerales, Paraglomeraceae.
AUCUCGCGACUAUGCGAGACGUUUAGAAAUUAAUGACUUCAGAGAAACAAGCGGUUGGUUAUCUAAGUUUAAGAAACGUUAUGGACUGAGACAAAUGGUAAAGCAUGGGGAAGCUGGUAGUGUGCCGUGUGAGAAUUAUUGGGAGACUGAGAGAGAAAAACUUCGUAAGGAAUUCGACGA